AGGGCUUUCUCAGCUUUGAUUGGCUAGUACAGUGGCGGAGAGUUUGACUUAAAUUUGUCCUCGGUAGGUCAUGCCGUGUGCAGGUUUUCGUGGUUGCGGCAUGCGUUGUUUGCAAGCAUGUUUGAUGAAUAUAAAUGUAAAAUAUUGGUAUUCUAACGUUUUAUUUUGCUUAUUUUGUGCAUGUACCAGGCUUGGUUUAUCAUACAUUCUGUUUGUUGGCCUAUCGGUUGCUGGCGAUGUCAAGGAAUCCGUGAGUUCGAGGGCUUUUCUCGAUUUUAGGUUAUACAUGUAGCAUUUUAUUGAUGGAUAUUGCGACACAGAUGGAUGCUAAUUGACAACGCCUUUUUAGUUUAUUGCAGGUAGGCAAUGCGGGUGAAAGUACUGCUGACGUCAGUGGAAUUUUCGAUGAAAUUAUGCUGGGAAGGCGUUUCUUUAGUUGGGAGGAAUUUGAAAAUUCCUUAGGAGAAUUUCAACAAUUGUCCUGCACUCACUAUGUGCAUAUUCAAAGCAAAACAACAGGGGAAGACAGAUAUAAGUACGCUUACGUUUAUUUUAAAUGCACUUUUGGCGUGAACCGUGGAAAAGCUGGCCUGAAAUUGCGAAACAAGUCGUCUAAAUGUUGCAACUGUCUGUCUGCAUUUCGCGUAAUUUUGCGUUAUAGUGAAUACGUGAUAACAUCCCACAAAAUGGUCCACAACCAUCCAUGCACCAGGGUGUAUAUGCAGAAUGAUCCAUGGUCUAGACGACUGUCAGCGGAAGAGAAAGAAAAUAUAGAACCACUUCUUCACCAAUCACACUCAUCAGAUGAAAUAAUUAUGCAUGUUAAGGAAACAUUCCACAAGGACAUAACUCUUAAUGACGUUAGAAAUCUGAAAGCUUCAGUUAAUAAAGGUAUAUCGAGCCGUUAUGACAUUUUUGAAUUCCUAAAGUCCCGUGGGAAGUUAUUGGAGUAUUAUGCAGAUGAACCGAUAAGGAAUUCACUGAUGAGAGUCUGUUUUUCUACUUAUGAGCAAAUAGAUUUGUAUAAACGUUUUCCGGAGGUUGUUGGCAUCGAUUCUACAUAUAACACAAAUAAAGGGAAGUAUUCUUUGUUUCAAUUGGUUGUAACGGAUAAUUUUGGUCGUGGGAGACCGGUUCUAUUUGCUUGGACGCGAAAGGAAUUCAAGCGUGAUGUUGUUUGGAUUUUGGACUCGUUUCGUAGCAUAAUGGAAGACACCUCUAAAACAGAAACAUUCAUUAUGGAUUGUGCGCAAGCCGAAAUAGGAGCAGUGAAGUUAACACACAGAGAAGCGCACAUUGUUCUUUGUUCUUUUCAUGUUUGUCGUGCAUUUUGUCGUAAAACGCGGAAUCCCAUUGUUAAGAACUACUUAUGUCGCUUAAUUCAGUGUAAAAGGAGAUCUGAAUUUAACUUCUAUUUCAGAGUUAUAAGCCGAUUGGAUGUUGGUGUCAGUCAGUAUUUACAACGUCGUUGGAUGAGUCGACGACACUUGUGGGCAGCAGCUUUCAGGGAACACGUACUGACUUUGGGUAAUGACACCAACAAUCGUGUAGAAAGUUCUCACAAGCAGAUGAAGCGGUACUUGCUUAGAUCAGAUAGUCUGCAUCAAAGCAUGCUGAAGAGCAGGAGUCCAUGAUUGCUCAGUCGCGUUCCCUCAAGUAUUCAUGUUCCGAACGCAUAAUACCAAUUUUACGCCACCUGACGCCAUACACUGCGAAGAAAGUGAUCGCUGAUUAUGCGAAGCGACGAUGGACUUCUUUUCAGUUAGAAGGUUUUGAUUAUAUCUUCUUGGAUGACAAUGGGAGACCAGUAGAGGUGGAUCUGCGCGCAUGCACAUGUACUUGUAUGACUUUCCAGACUUGUCGGUAUCCCUGUCGACACUUGCUGAUGGUGCAUUUAAAAAAGGCGUGUUUCACAGUUAAUCAUGUGCUGCAGAACUGUAAACGAUGGACAUGGUCUCGCCAAUCGUACGCAAUUCCAAGCACGUCAGCAAUUGUGCCGCUAAAUCAAUGUGACUUAUACGUAACAAAUAGGAGGCUUAUUAAUGCGGGCCUGACGAGAAUUUGCGACAAAUAUGGACGGAGGUUUGCCGCAGAGUUCGCU
Molecule: messenger RNA, 2101 nt
Organism: Trichobilharzia szidati
Lineage: Eukaryota; Metazoa; Platyhelminthes; Trematoda; Strigeidida; Schistosomatidae
Source: the annotation of a GenBank genome assembly